AUGAUGCAAUGGCGACUGCGCCGUGGGAAGCGGGCGAGGAGUUGAAUGAGUUCUCCCCACAGUUGAAGUGAGGCAGCCGCGGACGGUCAGGACAGCGUCAGCGCCCGGGGGACAGACACGGAGACUCUUCAGGGGGGCCCUGUCCGGAACUACGCCACAUGGAAACACGCAGCCAGGUGUGUCUGCUAGCCUCGCAGCUAGCCGUGUCCUGACGGUAGGAGAGAUUUCUCACACAUCUGUACGACGUUGCAGCGACACCGGAGCCGCACCAACACCCUGUUAGCUCUCCUUAGUGAGGAGGGGUUGUUUUUAUUUCGCUUCUGCCGCAUUGUCCUCCUCACCUGCGACUCACUGGACCUAUUUGUGCUUCGUUUUGGACCACCAUGGCUGAGAGAACCUCCAGCGGGUUGCUGACGAUGAUGUUGGAGCCCACGCCGGCUGUCGCUAUGACCCUGCCGGCGGAGGUCCGGGAGAAGCUGGCGGAGCUGGAGCUGGAGCUGUCGGAGGGGGACAUCACUCAGAAGGGCUAUGAGAAGAAAAGAGGCAAGCUGUUGGCACCAUACAUCCCACAGAUCCAAGGUGUAGAUCCUUCUCUGCAAAUCGACAACAGGAUCCAGUCCUCCUCACAAGCAGUUCUCCCAGGUUCCAAGCACAACAAGUCUCGGGCGCCCAACACCCGUGAUGAACGCUUCAGAUCUGAUUUGCACACAGAAGCCGUCCAAGCAGCUCUGGCAAAGUACAAAGAGAGGAAGAUGCCAAUGCCCUCCAAGAGACGAUCUGUGUUAGUUCAGUCUUCUGUGGAGGCAUGCACCCCGCCAGACACCUCCUCAGCGUCAGAAGACGAGGGUUCGCUUCGCCGGCAGGGACGUCUGGCCACCUCCACGCCCUACCAGGGCCACGGCCACCCGGCCGUUGAGCACUGGUUUAACCGUGUCAUCCAGGGCUCGUCCACCUCAUCCUCCGCGUCAUCCACCUCAUCCCACCCAGGAGGGAGAUCUGUCACCACCAACACCAACACCACCACUUCCCACGCAGCCCUCAACGCCAACGCUGCAGCCACCACACUGGCGGACCUUAUGGCACACACCCAGCUAGAUAACCACUCAGCGCCCCCUGAUGUGACAGGGCUUUCAGAGCGCUCCUCGCUUCAUGCGGAGCGGCCUCAGGUGGCCUCGGUGCGAGGCGUUUCCCGCGGCUACAACCACCACACCAGCGUCAUGGAGACUGCAGAUGGCUGUGAGUGGAGAGGUGAAGGAUCCCUCACUUUAAUGGAUGGUGUUCCAGUCAACAGUCGUGUCUCCUCCAAAAUCCAGCAGCUGCUCAACACCCUCAAGAGACCGAAGCGACCGCCGCUGCGAGAGUUCUUCGUUGACGACUUUGAGGAACUUUUAGGAGUCCAGCAUCCUGAUCCCAACCAGCCAAAGCCAGAGGGCCAGCAGAUGAGCCCCCUAGAAGGAGAGCCUCUAGAGGGGGUCAACAAGUGGCCGCCCUCCUUACCAGCAGCCUUACAGCGGUGGGGAACCACCCAGCCCAAGAGCCCGUGUCUGACAGCGCUGGACAAUUCUGGAAAACCCGUCUACACACUCACCUAUGGUAAGCUAUGGACCCGCAGUCAGAAGCUGGCCUACACUCUUCUGAACAAGCUGAGCACCAGAAACGAACCUCUGCUCAUGCCUGGAGACAGAGUCGCUCUUGUUUUCCCCAACAACGACCCGGUGAUGUUCAUGGUGGCGUUCUACGGCUGUCUCCUGGCAGAGCUGGUACCCGUGCCUAUUGAAGUGCCGCUGACAAGAAAGGAUGCAGGGAGCCAACAGAUCGGCUUUCUGUUGGGCAGCUGUGGCGUCACGUUGGCGCUGACCACCGAUGCCUGUCAGAAAGGCUUACCCAAAGCACAAACAGGGGAGGUAGCGACUUUCAAAGGCUGGCCGCGGUUACUUUGGUUUGUGACAGAUGGGAAGCAUGUGGUGAAGCCUCCUAAAGACUGGUACCCCGCUAUACGGGACGCCAGUAAUGAUAUCGCCUAUAUAGAGUAUAAAACCAGCAAGGAGGGAAGCACCAUGGGGAUCACAGUGUCUCAUUCAGCCAUGCUGGAUCACUGCCACGCUCUCACACAGGCAUGCGGCUACGCUGAAGCCGAGACCAUAACCAACGUCCUGGACUUCAAGAGAGAAGCAGGAUUAUGGCACGGUGUUCUCACUAGCGUUAUGAAUCGGAUGCACGUGAUCAGCAUCCCUUACUCCCUGAUGAAAGUCAACCCCCUGUCAUGGAUACAGAAGGUUCACACGUACAAAGCGCGGGUUGCCGUGGUGAAGUCGAGGGACAUGCACUGGUCCCUGCUCGCCCAGAGAGACCAGAGGGACAUCAGCCUGAGCUCGCUGCGCAUGCUCAUCGUGGCUGACGGAGCGAACCCAUGGUCGAUAUCCUCCUGUGAUGCCUUCCUCAACGUGUUUCAGGCACGUGGGCUGCGACCUGAGGUGAUCUGCCCAUGUGCCAGCUCCUCAGAAGCUAUGACUGUCGCCAUCCGCAGACCUCCAGAAAUGGGAGUUCCUCCCCCGGGGAAGGCGGUGCUGUCGAUGGGAGGGCUGAGCCACAGCGUGAUCCGAGUAGACACUGAGGAGAAGCUCUCAGUUCUCACAGUGCAGGAUGUUGGACAGGUCAUGCCUGGAGCUCUGGUUUGUGUGGUCCGGGUGGAGGGGACCCCUUAUAUCUGUCAGACUGAUGAGGUUGGAGAGAUCUGUGUGAGCUCAGGUAGCACGGGCGUUGCCUACUACGGCCUCCCGGGUAUGACCAAGAACGUCUUUGAGACGAUCCCGGUUUUAUCAAACGGACUUCCCAUCAGUGACAGACCCUUUACCAGGACUUCACUGCUGGGUUUUGUGGGUCCGGACAGUCUGGUGUUUGUCGUGGGGAAGAUGGAUGGGCUGAUGGUGGUCAGUGGCCGCAGGCACAAUGCUGAUGACGUGGUUGCCACGGCACUGGCUGUGGAGCCCAUGAAGUUUGUUUACAGAGGAAGGAUAGCGGUGUUUUCUGUGUCCGUGCUGCAUGAUGAGAGGAUUGUAGUUGUGGCCGAGCAGAGGCCCGAUGCCUCUGAGGAGGACAGCUUCCAGUGGAUGAGCCGUGUCCUUCAGGCCAUAGACAGCAUCCAUCAGGUGGGCGUGUACUGUCUGGCUCUGGUGCCUGCCAACACGCUUCCUAAGGCUCCUCUUGGUGGGAUUCAUAUAUCUGAGACCAAGCAGCGCUUCCUGGAGGGGGCCUUGCACCCCUGCAACGUCCUCAUGUGCCCUCACACGUGUGUCACCAACCUGCCAAAGCCAAGGCAGAAACAGCCAGAGGUGAGUCCUGCUUCUAUGAUAGUGGGAAACCUGGUGGCAGGGAAGAGGAUAGCGCAGGCCUGUGGGAGAGACGUGGCCCAGCUGGAGGACAACGAACAGUUCCUGUACAUACAAGAUGUGCUGCAAUGGAGAGCCCAGGCCACUCCAGACCAUCCUCUCUUCCUUGUUCUCAAUGCUAAGGGCACAGUGGCGAGCACAGCUUCUUGCCUGCAGCUGCACAAGCGGGCGGAGCGAGUGGCUGCAGCACUGAUGGGACGCCUCAACACCGGGGACCAUGUAGCACUCGUCUAUCCUCCAGGAAUCGACCUGAUUGCCACCUUCUACGGCUGCCUGUACGCUGGCUGUGUGCCUGUUACUGUCAGACCGCCACACCCACAGAACCUGGCAACCACCCUGCCCACCGUCAAGAUGAUCGUAGAGGUCAGUAAAUCGGUGUGUAUCCUGACUACUCAAGCAAUAAUGAAGCUGCUUAAAUCCAAGGAGGCAGCUGCUGCUGUGGACAUCAAGAGCUGGCCCAUGGUGCUGGACACAGAUGAUCUCCCAAGAAAGAAGAGUCCCCAAAUGUACAAACCCCCGACUCCAGAGAUGUUAGCUUAUCUGGACUUCAGUGUGUCCACCACUGGCAUCUUAGCAGGGGUUAAAAUGUCUCACGCUGCCACUAGUGCCUUGUGUCGCUCCAUCAAAUUGCAGUGCGAGCUCUACCCAUCCAGACAGAUCGCCAUCUGUCUGGACCCGUACUGCGGUCUGGGCUUUGCUCUCUGGUGCCUGUGCAGUGUGUACUCGGGCCACCAGUCCAUUUUGGUGCCCCCUCUUGAGCUGGAGAGCAAUGCGUCUCUGUGGCUUACAGCAGUCAGUCAGUACAAAGUACGCGUCACCUUCUGCUCGUACUCGGUCAUGGAGAUAUGCACCAAAGGUCUGGGCUCACAGACAGAAGCACUGAGGCUGCGGAAUGUGAACUUGUCCUGUGUGCGUACAUGCAUGGUGGUAGCAGAAGAGAGGCCCCGCAUAGCGCUCACUCAGUCCUUCUCAAAGAUCUUCAAGGACCUGGGGCUUUCACCGCGGGCUGUCAGCACCACCUUCGGCUGCAGGGUGAAUGUGGCAAUAUGUUUGCAGUCCAACAGGUUAGGCAAACUGGCUGAGCAGGGCACGGCUGGACCAGACCCCACUACUGUUUACGUGGACAUGAGAGCUCUACGGCAUGACAGGGUCAGACUGGUUGAGAGAGGGUCUCCACACAGUUUACCUCUGAUGGAGUCUGGGAAGAUCCUUCCAGGAGUGAAGGUGAUCAUCGCCAACACAGAGACUAAAGGACCUCUGGGAGACUCUCAUCUAGGAGAGAUCUGGGUGAGCAGUCCUCACAAUGCCACAGGCUACUACACAGUUUAUGGUGAGGAGGCGCUGCAUGCAGACCACUUCAACACCAAGCUCAGCUUCGGUGACACCCAGAGCGUCUGGGCGAGGACCGGGUACCUGGGCUUCCUGCGGCGCACUGAGCUGACGGACGCCAGUGGAGAGCGUCAUGAUGCCCUCUAUGUGGUCGGCUCUCUUGAUGAGACUCUGGAGCUGAGGGGGAUGAGGUAUCAUCCUAUCGACAUCGAAACCUCUGUAAUCCGUGCACACAAGAGCAUAGCUGAAUGUGCGGUGUUUACCUGGACCAACCUCCUGGUGGUGGUCGUGGAGCUGGAGGGGUCGGAGCAGGAGGCCCUGGACCUGGUCGCCCUGGUCACCAACGUGGUGCUGGAGGAGCACUACCUCAUUGUAGGCGUGGUGGUGGUGGUCGACCCCGGCGUCAUCCCCAUCAACUCCCGAGGGGAGAAGCAACGCAUGCACCUCAGAGACGGAUUCCUGGCGGACCAGCUGGACCCCAUAUAUGUGGCUUACAACAUGUGAAGGCCCUGCUGCAGGCGGGCGAGGGGGGUUCCUACAUGUGGCUUAUCAUGCAACAGGAGACAGCAGGAUGGAAAAGGAGGAGGGAAGAAAGAAGCUGCCCUUUAUGCAAAACUUGACAGCAGAAUGGAGGAAAAUUCAUGUCUGUUUCUCUGUGAUUCCCUGAGUCAAGAAAUGAGGUUUUUAUGGGCAUUUUAGCUCUUUAAAGUGAGAUUUGUGUGAGUGACAGAGCCCAGCAGUCCACUUAAAGUACAGCAGGGGGUUAGGGUAUAAAACUACACUGUGCCAUUAACACACUCUCAGUCAGAGUCCACAACUAUGAUUGUUUUUGUUUUCCAUGCAGACGUGCCAUAGAACAGGACUGGUACCAGUACCUUAAACCUGGUCCAGACAUACUCUACCUCAGGGGUGUCAAACUCAAUCACAGCAGGGGCCGAAAUCUGAAUUUAGGUCUAACCUGAGGGCCUAACAGGGUCAAGAUUUAACCAUAAACUGUCAACCUUAUUCUAAAAGGUAAUUCACUAGGAGGGAAAGAAACUGAUGAUGUUCAGAAGGUCAGAACACAAAAUUCAAAGUCAAAAUAAUGUUUUCAAAAGGCAAAUUUAUGAGAUAGAAAGUAAAAAUCAUGAGUUUAAAAGUCAAAAUAUGAGGUGAAUUCAAAAUCAUGAGUUUAAAGGUCAAAAUUUCAGACUAAAAAUCAAAGUUAGGAGUUGAGAAGGUCACAGUAUUUGAUAAAAAGCUAAAUUUUGAGUUUAAAAGUUGAGAUAUGACUUCAAAUUCAGUAUUGUGAAUCUAAAAGGUCAAAAUGUGAGAUAAAAUUCAAAAUCAUGAGUUUAAAAAGUCAAAUGAUGGUAUUGAUAGUCAAAGUUAGGAGUUUAAAAAGUCAAAAUAUAGUAUUAAAUGUCAAAG
Cheilinus undulatus (humphead wrasse) is the source of this 6128-nucleotide messenger RNA. RefSeq names its product disco-interacting protein 2 homolog A (gene dip2a). The transcript has 40 exons. NCBI's taxonomy places the organism in Eukaryota, Metazoa, Chordata, Actinopteri, Labriformes, Labridae. The record is from RefSeq and is a predicted model, not a curated record. The coding region runs from base 384 to 5222 and encodes 1612 amino acids. Gene Ontology annotation, cellular component: cell surface.